AGAGAGGUUGGGACAGAGAAACAGGCACGUUGAGACGCACACAGGAUCCUUACACGGGAGUGGGGGCAGGGAAGUUAGAGAGAGAGAGAGACUCAAAAAGUGAUACUCCGUGGGUGCCUUAUACUGAAAGAGACUCAGAAAGACCCAGAGGGAAGCAGAAAGAGAGAGAAGGAAGGAUAGAAGAGUUUGAAAACGCGGAGACAGAGGAUGGAAAGAUGAUACGGAAGGCGCAGUGACCAUGGCUACCACAGGACGCCCCUGGAUGUGGACGGUCGGCGCCCUGAUCACAGUUCUGACUCUGAGGGUGACAGAGCCUGUUCUUGCAAAUGACUUUGUCUCCUGCAACAACUCCCCUGGCAUGGGGGCCUCGGGGAGCACCCAGGACUUUGGGGCUGAGGCCAGAGGGGACACCCAGAGGGACGACGACGGCGGCGGCAGCAGCAGCAGCAGCAGCAACAGCAACCGCAUCGUCAACGGGACCGACUGCGAGCAGCACGCCCAGCCGUGGCAGGCCUCCCUGCUGCUGAGGCCCAGCCAGCUGUACUGCGGGGCCGUGCUGGUGCACCCGCAGUGGGUGCUCACCGCUGCCCACUGCCGGAAGAAAGCUGUCAGGAUCCGUCUUGGCCACCACGCCACGUCACCCAUGUAUGAGCACGGGCAGCAGAUGCUUGGAGUGGCCAAAACCAUCCCCCACCCCGGCUACUCCCACCCCGCCCACUCCAAUGACCUCAUGCUCAUCAAACUGAACAGAAGGGUCCAACAGACUCAGUAUGUCAAGCCCAUCAACAUCUCCUCCCACUGUCCACCUGCUGGGACCAGCUGCUUGGUGUCUGGCUGGGGAACAACCAGCAGUCCCCAGGUGAACUUCCCCAAGGUCCUCCAGUGCUUGAACAUCACCGUGCUAAGUCGAGAAAGGUGCAAGGAGUCCUACCCGGGACAGAUAAAUGACACCAUGUUCUGUGCCGGCGAUGAAGCAGGCAGAGACUCCUGCCAGGGUGAUUCCGGGGGUCCCGUGGUCUGCAACACAACCCUACAGGGCAUCGUGUCCUGGGGAGACUUCCCCUGUGGUCAGCCCAACAAACCCGGGGUCUACACCAACCUCUGCCACUUCACCAAGUGGAUCCAGGACACCAUCAGAGCCAACUCAUGAGUCAUCCCAGCACCCGGCGUUCUGGGGCCUCCCACCCCCUGCAAGUCCUCACCUCUGCAGGGACCCGACACUCCUUCCAGAAACCCCCAUUCCUUCCCGAGGAUGUUAGGGAUGGUAAGCUCCAGUCCCUCGAGUUUCCAGGGUCUCCCUGUCCCCGACAGUGGACUGCUCCUAUCUCUCCAGUCAGAUCCUGGGGACAUUUCCCAGAAUGGCCAGAAAUAAAGCGUGCAAGGAGACAUGGCCUCUGUGUGUAGUCUCCUCGCUGCUCACUCCCGGGGUGACUGGGCAGCCCGGAGCGAGUCCCUUCACCCCUCCCUACUCCUGCGCUUGCUCUGCGAGCUUCUUUCCGUGACAAGAAACAGAUUUCCAUUCCAGCUGCUUUUCUUCACAAAUACUGAUGGAGCGUCUGGCUGUUGUGUGCCAGAAAUGUUUCAGAGGCCGGGGACCCUUCCACAGGCCAAACAGAAAAAAAAAAAAAAAAAUCCCUGCCUCUCAGAACUCCCUUAGCAGGCAGAGAAGACAGA
Messenger RNA from Phyllostomus discolor (pale spear-nosed bat), 1674 nucleotides. Its product is annotated as kallikrein-5-like. Lineage: Eukaryota; Metazoa; Chordata; Mammalia; Chiroptera; Phyllostomidae. The record is from RefSeq and is a predicted model, not a curated record. Gene Ontology annotation, biological process: extracellular matrix disassembly; amelogenesis; proteolysis. Gene Ontology annotation, molecular function: serine-type endopeptidase activity. The coding region runs from base 239 to 1150 and encodes 303 amino acids. The transcript is spliced from 6 exons.